Molecule: messenger RNA, 375 nt
Organism: Phycomyces blakesleeanus NRRL 1555(-)
Lineage: Eukaryota; Fungi; Mucoromycota; Mucoromycetes; Mucorales; Phycomycetaceae
Exons: 5
Coding region: 1-375 (124 amino acids)
Source: RefSeq, a predicted model, not a curated record
AUGAUCAAGUAUAUUGUAUUUUGUGUUACUCUUGUCAUUUGUCUUGUCAAGGCUGUUGUCCUUAACCCGCAUAUCAUUGUACCUAACGAGAGCACAGUAUGGAAAGCUGGAGGAACCUUUGAUGUAAAAUGGGAUACAAUUGUCUACGGAUCCCCAAUUGCCCCAGAAGUCAAUGGUACCAUUAAGCUCGGUUACUUGGAUGGUACUGACAUCAAUGAACAUUUGUUUUGGACUCUUGCUUCGGGAUUCCCUUUGAACACUGGAUCUCAGAGUGUCGUCUUACCAACCGACCUUGUCACCAAAGCCUCGUAUAUCAUUGUUCUGAUGGGAGAUUCCGGAAAUUCCUCACCCCAAUUCACCAUCGAAGCUAAUUAA